AUGUCUUACAUGCUUCCACAUCUGGAUAAUGACUGGCAGGUAGACCAGGCCAUCCUUUUGGAGGAGGACCGUGUGUUCAUCAUUCGUUUCGGACACAACUGGGACCCCACUUGCAUGAAUAUGGACGAGGUUCUCUGUUUUAACAUUAAGAAUUUUGCAGUUAUUUAUCUUGUGGAUAUUAUAGAAGUGCCUGGCUUCAAUAAGAUGUACAAGCUGUAUGACCUCUGCACUGUCAUGUUCUUCAGAAACAAACAUAUCAUGAUUGAUUUGGGCACUGGCAACAACAUCAUCUGGGCCAUGGAAGACAAGAAAGAAAUGGUUGACAUCAUAAACACCAUGUACCUUGGCACCCUCAAAGGCCGGGAUCUGGUGGUGUCUCUCAAGGACUAUUCUACUAAGUACAGAUACUAA
Messenger RNA from Mus pahari (shrew mouse), 411 nucleotides. Its product is annotated as thioredoxin-like protein 4A. The coding region runs from base 1 to 411 and encodes 136 amino acids. The transcript is spliced from 2 exons. Gene Ontology annotation, cellular component: U4/U6 x U5 tri-snRNP complex; U5 snRNP; spliceosomal complex. Gene Ontology annotation, biological process: mRNA splicing, via spliceosome. The record is from RefSeq and is a predicted model, not a curated record. NCBI's taxonomy places the organism in Eukaryota, Metazoa, Chordata, Mammalia, Rodentia, Muridae.